AUGUCGCCUUCAAUUGAACAGGACUGGGAACUGGUGCCCUCGGCCACUGACACCAAUGCUGCAUCAGCAGUGAGAUCCAAGACCAAUUCAUCAGACCUCGGGCCACAGCGAAUCUACUCAACGAGCUUGGGCAUAGCCAUUCGGACCAGGCCAGCUAACUCGGAGGCUUCUCUCCAUGCCAAGAUUACCACAAAGAAGAAGUUCUUUACCAUUAUCAAAGCCGGCCUUCUGAUUCCUGGAGAUGGCGAGCCCUUUUCCGAUGCGGCCCUUGUUGUUGAGAAUAAGGUUAUCGCCUGGGUCGGCGCUGAAGCCAAUCUGCCUCAAAAGUACAUUGAUGCUCCGCAUCGAAGCUUCUCUGUUCCCUACCUUAUGCCUGGACUCUGGGAAUGCCAUGCACACUUCGCCGGUGACGGUCCCGGAAACGAUGGCGACAGCUACGUAGGGUUCCUGACUCUCCACCCUUCAACUGGUGGUGCUCGUUUGGCUCGAGGUUGCUGGGAGGCCAUCCAGCGCGGCUAUACGUCCAUGAGAGACGUAGCGGGGUAUGGAUGUGAAGUAGCCAAAGCCAUUGAGGAUGGCACAAUCGUCGGCCCCAACGUCUACAGCUCCGGCUCGUGUCUAAGUCAGACCGCCGGCCACGGCGACAUCUUCCCGCUGCCCGCUGGUGAUGUUCUGCUCAACUUUGGCGUGUCCAACAUUACACCGGGCCACUUUGCCACAGGCAUGACGAUCAUCGUCGACGGCGUGGAUGAGUGCCGCCGAGCGGUCCGUCUGCAGAUUCGAAGAGGUGCAAAGUGCAUCAAGAUCCUCGCAUCAGGCGGAGUAAUGUCGCGCGAUGACAAUCCAUUAUAUGCGCAGUUCAGCCCUGAGGAACUCGAAUGCAUCGUGUCUGAGGCAUCGCGGCAGGGCCGAUCAGUGGCUGCACAUGUGCACGGCAAACCCGGCAUUCUGGCAGCCGUGAAGGCCGGCGUCACUACAGUGGAGCACGUGUCAUUUGCAGAUAAGGAAUGCAUUGACCUGAUCAAAGAGAAGGGGACAAUAUAUGUCGCAACGCGGUUCGUCCUCGACAUGUUGAUACAGAGUGGCGGAGAAGGUCUGACCAAAGAGAGCUGGGAGAAGGCCAAGCUCUGUGCAACCAAUCAUUUGACAGCCUACAAAAUGGCCAUUGAAGCAGGCAUACCACUCGCCAUGGGAACAGAUACUCCGCCAGGCUUCAACCAGGCGGUUGAGCUGGAGCAUGCUGUGAAGGCAGGGCUGAGCAACCUAGAGGCGAUCAAAGCAGCGACGGCCAAUGGCCCACUGACUGUUGGGGCCCAAGCACCAAAGACAGGGCAGCUGAAGGCAGGUUACGAGGCGGACUUGCUUGGCUUGACAGAAAAUCCGGUGGAAGAUGUCAAAGUACUGCAAAACAGGGACAUCAUUCAGUGGGUUUGGAAAGGCGGAAAGAUCUUCAAAGGUCCUGGUAUUGGGCCGUGGGGUGAGGAGUGA
Messenger RNA from Phaeoacremonium minimum UCRPA7, 1488 nucleotides. Its product is annotated as putative amidohydrolase protein. Gene Ontology annotation, molecular function: hydrolase activity, acting on carbon-nitrogen (but not peptide) bonds. Lineage: Eukaryota; Fungi; Ascomycota; Sordariomycetes; Togniniales; Togniniaceae. Bases 1 to 1488 code for a protein of 495 amino acids. The transcript has a single exon. The record is from RefSeq and is a predicted model, not a curated record.